Messenger RNA from Bombyx mori (domestic silkworm), 2996 nucleotides. RefSeq names its product vesicle-trafficking protein SEC22b-B (gene Sec22). Gene Ontology annotation, molecular function: SNAP receptor activity. Gene Ontology annotation, biological process: endoplasmic reticulum to Golgi vesicle-mediated transport; vesicle fusion with Golgi apparatus; retrograde vesicle-mediated transport, Golgi to endoplasmic reticulum. NCBI's taxonomy places the organism in Eukaryota, Metazoa, Arthropoda, Insecta, Lepidoptera, Bombycidae. The record is from RefSeq and is a predicted model, not a curated record. Gene Ontology annotation, cellular component: ER to Golgi transport vesicle membrane; Golgi membrane; endoplasmic reticulum membrane. The coding region runs from base 181 to 834 and encodes 217 amino acids. The transcript is spliced from 5 exons.
UAGUUGACGUGUUGUUGUCAUGUCAGUCCACUUGACGUGUAAGCACAGCUGUCGUGGUAUUGAGAACCUAUUGAGUUUUCUUCAUGUUUUCAAAACUAUGAGAAGGAAAAAACCUUAAAUUAAAGUUGAACUCAAUUACAUAAAUUUUAUGUUUAAGUGAGAGACAUUUUAACUUUAAAUAUGGUGUUAAUGACUAUGAUUGCAAGAGUCGCCGACGGGCUGCCUUUGGCUGCCACUAUGCAAGAGGAUGAGCAGAGCGGGUGCAAUAUACUCGAGUACCAGAAUCAGGCUAAAAUGCUGUUUAGGAAAUUAAGCCCUCAGUCCCCGAUGAGAUGUUCCAUUGAAACCGGCCCGUAUCUCUUCCAUUAUUUGAUUGAAAAUCACAUAUGUUAUUUGGUCCUGUGUGAAAGAAACUACAGUAAACGACUAGCAUUCAAUUAUCUCGAGGAAAUAGCACAGGAAUUCUUCCAACAGUACGGACACAGGUUGAACACCGUGACUCGUCCGUACACGUUCAUAGAGUUCGACACGUGCAUGCAGCGCACGCGGAAGCAGUACGCGGAGGGCGGCGCGCGCGCCCGCCGGGCCGGCGCCGCCUCGCACCUGGCGCCGCAGCUGGGCGACGUGCAGCGCAUCAUGAUGCAGAACAUCGACGACGUGCUGCAGAGGGGAGCUAUACUGUCCGAACUGGACACGAAGACGCAAAACCUAUCGAUGAUGUCGCAGAAGUACCGGAAGGACGCCACGUAUCUCAACACGAAGUCGAUGCUGGUGAAGGUGACCGCCGGAGCCGUUAUCGUGCUCGUGAUUGUGCUUUACUUCUGGGUUCUCUAGAUGAUUCCAUGAUAGUUACGGUUUGUCUCGGGGAAAUGAGCGCGACUUAUAAUUAACACAACAACAAAUACAUAUCGUCGCUGUCAAACCAAAAUCAGCUAUGUGCAAAAACUCUAUUUUGAAUUAACGAGUAAAAACAUUUUCGUAUAAAAUUUUAUAUGAAAGUGGAUUUUUAAGAACUAUAUUAAAUGAAAGCUACAGAUAAAUAUUAAAGCUAUAGACAAAUAACAGUUUUUUUAUACUUUGGAUAAGGCUGUGAACUAUACAAAAAGGUCAAAACGUAAAAAUCUCAAAAAGUGCCCAUAGUAGAUUUUGGUUUGACAGCGACGACAUAUUAUUCAAAACGAAAACAAUGAUGGUGAAUUAUAAUUAUAGCAAAACAUUACUAUUUAAUUGUUCUUAUUUAUUAUUAAUCACGUAUGAGCAGAUUGAUGUUGCAGGAGUGGUAGGCGUCCACCGCCUACCGCCAUGUACGGUCUGAAUGAGGUUGUUGACCCCCAUAUUUUGUACGCGCGUUCAUUGCGUGUUUCCAAAAUCUAUUAUUCCAACAUGUUUAUUAUUUUUCGCCUCGCUUAAUAUGAGUCAGUAUAAUGAUAAUUUGAAUUUUUAUUGCCCCGGUAAUUAGAAUUUCUACUUUGGAAACGCCCUUAAAUGAUCGAUGCCCGCACUACCUGUCACAUUGAUAAUACCUACACUGCUAACAGACUUAACUGUCAGCGCUUAGAAUCCAUAGACAACAAAAAAUUUUUUUUUGAGUCCUUUUGACUAUUCAAUUAUUUUUUUGACCGAUUUUUAUAAUUAUUUGAGAACUAUUAUGAUCUUAAAUCUAUUCUACGGUUUAAACCAAAAUAUGUCUCUCCGGCCCAUAAUUAUAGAAUUCAAAAACCCAGAGCCAUGUUUAUUUCACAUUCGUGUGAAAGCGUCAUAUGGGACUCAGUGUUUAAAUUACUCAUUCCAGUAACUCAAUUCUUCCUCAACGUAUUUGAAUUUGUGAAUAAUAUAUAAAUUAAAAAUAUAUGUCAAAAGCAAUAAAUAAGAAAUGUAUGUAUAAUGUUGUUUUUUUAAUCCUUUGCUAUCUAUAGUUCACGCCAAUUUCAAGAGACCAGUUGCUAAAAUCGUAUGUAACAUGUGAAAUAAAAUCAAUGCAAAAUUAUUUAAAAAGUAAAUCUGUUAAAAAAAAUAUAUGUAUAAAAUACACAUAUUAUAUUAAACAAGUUGACAUAUUUUUCAAAAGAGAACACGCUUUUGGUGUUUCAAAACAGAAAUAAAUUCAAUGCGAGCAGUACCAUUUGAUAAGGGUUUUGAUGGCACCAAUUCAUUAAAAUUCAUUAGUUGUUACAUUAAAAAGAGUUGAUCAUAGAAAGAUCAUAUUGAUGGGUAAAGGGCUAUUUGGUUUAAGCGACAUUUCGCUUGACACGCGACAUCUAUCUUUUUAAUUAAAGGUCCGUUUUAUUUGGUAUUAGUAUCAUGACUUCAAUAUUUUAAAUUGAAUUUCAAUUAAGUUUACCCCAUUCAAAUAACUGAAUGUUUAUUUAGUUAGGAUAUAUAAUUAUUUUAUUAACUUUCAUAAACGAUAAAUGUCCUUAUACAAUUCCUCUAAGCUCAUUUGAGGUUUUCUAACUAUUCAACUGUGUUCAGAAAAUUGGUACAGAGAAACAUUGUAUAUUUAUUUGUAUUUAUACAUUCCAGGUCAUUUUUUUGUUCACUAAUUCAAAAUUGUUUAACAUUUUAAAUGGUCUAUAAAUAAUUAUCAGGGACACAAGAUAAUUUUAUUCCAAACAAAAAUACUCAGGCCCAGGUACCACCACGAUGAACAUUGCUUUAUACUUUCAAGCUAUUCAGAAUAAAACACAUGCGAACUUGCCUUAAAUUAAGAAAACUCAAUGAAGAACAACUGACAUCAAGAAUCUUAAAACUAAUAACAGAUAGAUUUGGCAUUAUUAGUGUUGUAUUUCAGUAUGUAAAUAAAGUAAUAUUAGAGUUAUUAUAAUAAUUUUAUUAUGUAUUAUUGGUCAGGUCAUUCAUAAAGUAGGUAAUCAGGCACAUCUUAUUAUUGUUUCUCACAUAUUAAUUGUGUAUGUUGGUGAUGGAAUGUUGAGUUUGAUCACAAUUUUUACUGUUGUAUUUGAUUUAAGGUUUAAUAAACAUGCAUCCCUUUUAAA